AUGCAGCUGUGGUGUCCCACCCCUGCACAACCUUAUUGUGUACCAUUUCCAACUGAAGCAGAAACAUUACAUCAAAAUACAGAGUUAAAUGAUGUAGAGACAGGCAGUAACUCUGAUAUUUUUCAUGCAUCAUCUGAGCAUGUACCUGUGUCUGUAUCAGUACCUGUACCUCAACUGUUACCAAAACGUAUCAUCCAAGUGCACAGGCUAAAUAUUAAGAAGGAUUUGAUUGACUUAUUCCGAGAUCCAUUAAUUAUGAGUCAGGACAUAGAGAUAAUUGUUAUUGAUGCUAGGGGAGUUGAAGAAGUGGGAAGAGGUGUUGGGUUGCUCAGAGAUGUUUUCUCUCUUUUUUGGAAAGAAACAUAUGAUUCCCUUUUUGUUGGAGAAAAUGAGCGUGUACCAUUUGUAAGACAUGAUUAUCAAAGGGAUGAAUGGGUUGCUGUUGGCAGAAUUUUGGUGAAAGGAUAUUUAACCUGUCAAUACCUACCAGUCCUUUUGUCUCAAACAUUCCUUGCCUGUCUUUUUUGGGGGGAAUCUGCAGUAACUAGUGCUAUGCUGACUCAAUCCUUUAGAAAUUACAUUUCAGUUGAUGAAAAAUGUUUGAUUGACAAGUGCCUUGCUGGUGAUAUGAAGUGGGAUGAUGAAGAUGAAAUGUCCCAGCUUUUAGAAGUUUUUAGUAACUAUGACUGUCGAAUUAUAGUAAAUUCUGAGAAUAUUAUUCAAGUUAUUGAAGAAAUAGCCCAUAAGGAGCUGCUGCAGAAGCCACAGUAUAUUGCAGACUGCUGGAAGGAUAUAGUUUCCACACUCCUUCCUAGUUUUCCUGAUUUUGCAGCAAUUUCCAAAAGGUAUGAAUUUUUAAUACCAUCCACAAGCAAAAUCCUUAGUUGCCUAGAGGCAAACCCUGAGAGUGAUGGGGAAAGGGAUAGCCUUAAGUUUCUCAAACGGUAUAUUAAGGGCCUUGACACGCCUCAGAAAUUAUCAAAGUUUGUAAGGUUUAUCGGUGGGUCUGAGUUAAUGCUUUUUGACGCAGUCCAAGUAAAUUUUACCAACUUAUCUGGUUUGGGUCGCCGACCAAUUGCCCACACAUGUAAUACUGUGUUGGAGCUAUCCUCGACUUAUCAGUCAUUUCCUGAACUUAGAGAGGAGUUCAGUGCAAUACUUGCAUCAGAUUAUUGGGAAAUGGAUAUUGUGUAA
Molecule: messenger RNA, 1194 nt
Organism: Pocillopora meandrina
Lineage: Eukaryota; Metazoa; Cnidaria; Anthozoa; Scleractinia; Pocilloporidae
Source: the annotation of a GenBank genome assembly